GAUAAACCCUCUCAAAUCCUCGACCGGCAUCAUCGAUUUCACGUGAGCGAGUGAGUGAGUUCGUGUAAAUUUCACUAUUCUAAUUUUUCAAUUUAGGGUUUGUUCAUCAAUUCUGUAAAAUAAACAGUUUUGGGAAUAUUCAAAGGUUUAAUUCGAUUAGAGAUUAGAGAUUAGAGAAGAAAGAAAUUAAAAUGCAACAGCAGCAGAAGUACGGGUUACAGCUGAGGGUGAAACCGCAGCAGAAGACGAAAAAGCCCCCACUUCCUAGGCCCCAUUUAUUUGGGGAAGAUGAUGAUAAUGUUGAAAAGGAAAUUCAACGCCAUGCUUCCAAGAACAAGUCUCUCAAGGAUGUUGAGGAGAUGCAUAUGAAAGCAUUGGAAGAGGACCCUUCAGCUUUUGAUUAUGAUGGAGUUUAUGAUGACAUGAAGCACAAAGCUGCUCAGCCUCGUCUCCAAGAACGCCAAGAAAGAAAGCCUAAAUAUAUUGAAACGCUGAUGAGAAAGGCAGAAAUACGGCAGCGAGAACAUGAGAUUAUAUAUGACCGAAAACUUGCUAAAGAAAGAGCCAAGGAUGAUCACCUUUAUGGAGACAAAGACAAAUUUGUCACAAGUGCUUACAAAAGGAAGCUUGCAGAGCAGGCGAAGUGGAUGGAGGAAGAGCGCAUACGUGAACUUAAAGAGGAGAAGGAGGAUGUUACCAAGAAGAGUGAUUUGAGUGACUUCUAUUUCAAUCUUGGGAAAAAUGUUGCAUUUGGUGCAAAAGACUUGGAGGCAAAGAAGCAACAGAAAGAAUCUGAACUUAGGAAUUCAGAGAAACUUCAUGAUGAAGCCUCAGCCAGUACAGCAGACAAAUCUCAGUCUCUAGUGGACUCGAAAUUAGUUAAGGAAUCUCGUCGUGAUGAAAUUUCUCCUCCCCCCCUUCCUACCAAGAGGAAUAUUGAUUCCGUGGAUGUUAAGCCGGUUCCUGAGAAACAAGUUUUGGACAGUUCCGUGCAGGAAAAGGAUACAACUGAACAACCAAAGGUGGACCAUCAUAAAAGAGAUGACGAUGCAGUAGCUCGAGCGAAGGAACGGUUUUUGAUGAGGAAGAAGGCAAAGCAUCAGCUGUAAAUACCUGGGUUCUGCCUUUUAGUUGUGUGAUAUGGUGAAUCAUUAGGAAUUCUUUAUAGUGUAAUUUCACUUGUCCCUUUUUGCAA
Molecule: messenger RNA, 1195 nt
Organism: Mercurialis annua (annual mercury)
Lineage: Eukaryota; Viridiplantae; Streptophyta; Magnoliopsida; Malpighiales; Euphorbiaceae
Exons: 4
Coding region: 192-1109 (305 amino acids)
Biological process (GO): regulation of alternative mRNA splicing, via spliceosome
Source: RefSeq, a predicted model, not a curated record